Molecule: messenger RNA, 2465 nt
Organism: Medicago truncatula (barrel medic)
Lineage: Eukaryota; Viridiplantae; Streptophyta; Magnoliopsida; Fabales; Fabaceae
Product: L10-interacting MYB domain-containing protein
Exons: 5
Coding region: 183-2093 (636 amino acids)
Source: RefSeq, a predicted model, not a curated record
AAUAACAUUUUCGACGAAGGGUUUCACAAAACCAGUGAGAAAUCACGAGAGAGAGGAAGAGAGAAAAAUCAUCUAGAUUUUUCUCUAGCUUUGAGAAGUUACAACGCACAAAAUUCACAUUUCAAUUCAAAUGCAGCACCAUUGUUCCUGAAGCUCAGGACAUUUUUCAUCGUAUAAGAUCAAUGAUGUCUACCUCACCUUCAAAAGCCAAUUGGAACCCUGCAUUCCAUAAGAUCUUUGUUGAGUUAUGUGUCAAAGAAGUGUUGAAGGCGAAUGAGCCUGGGAUGCGGCUUACCAAGGAAGCUUGGAAGAACAUUGUUGGAUCCUUUUAUGAAAAGACUGGAGUGGAGUACGACAAAAAACAAUUCAAGAAUCACUAUGAUUCCACCAGGAAACUAUGGAAGGUCUGGGAUAAGUUGACUCGUGAUAGUGACAUGAAAUGGGAUCCAAAAACUAGAAAGUUUGGUGCUUCUGAAGAAGACUGGUGCGAUUAUAUAAAGGAAAACCCAGAAGCUGCACAGUUUCAGUCUAACGAAAUCCAGUUUAAAGAUGAAUUGGAUAUCAUCUUUGAUGGAGAAAUGCCUCCUGAAGAAAUUAAAAAAUCAAUACGUCUGAAGUGGCAGGAUAAUGCUCUAGCCACAUCUGUGCAGGGAAGAACACGCGGGAGGAAGCGCAAGUGUGUUAUUAAAUAUGAAUUAGAGACUUCCGAACUGGCCAAUUCUCCGCCAACUCCAAAAGCCUCGUGGACACCUGCAUACCAUAAAAUAUUUGUUGACUUAUGCCUUGAAGAAACUUUGAAGGGGAACAAAGCCGGGUCACAUUUUAGCAAGGAGGGCUGGAAGAAUAUUAUGGGAUACUUUUAUGCAAAGACCGGUGUGAGAUAUGACAAAAGACAAAUUAAGAAUCACUAUGAUUUCACCAGAAAACAGUGGAAAAUCUGGGUUAAGUUGAUUGGUGAUGAUAACAUGAAAUGGGACCCAAAGACCAAUACAUUUGAUGCUUCAGAGGAAGACUGGCUUGAUUAUCUAAAGGAAAACCCAGAAGCUGCACAAUUCCGCUUUAAGGAAAUCCCAUUUCCCGAAAAAUUGGAUAUCAUCUAUGCUGAAAGUAUACAAACUGGGGAAAUGCAACCUUCAACCAGUAGUGAGAGACAGAAUGAUGAUUCAGCAGCUACACCUCCUUUACCUCCUUUACGUGUAGAGCGAGGGAAGAAACAUAAGAGUAUUAAUGAGGAUUUUGACUUUAAGAAUGCUAUUGUGAUGAAUGCUACACCAAUCAGAUCAAUUGCAAGUGAGCAAAGCAUGCCACGCUCAUCUCAUCCCAAGGUCAAAGCCAACUGGACCCCUUCAUUGCACAAGACCUUUAUUGAUCUAUGUCUGCAGGAGACAUUGAAUGGAAAUAAGCCUGGGACACAUUUUACCAAGGAAGGUUGGAAGAAUAUUAUAGAUUCAUUUUAUUUGAAAUCUGGUUUCAAUUAUGGUAGAUUACAAUUUAAGAAUCACUGGGAUAAUACAAAGGAACAAUGGAGAGCUUGGUCUAAGCUUGUUGGCACUAGUUACAUGAAAUGGGAUCCAUCUAACAGUACAUUUGAGGCUAGUGAAGCAGAUUGGACUAAAUAUUUAAAGGCAAACCCAGAAGCUGCCCAGUUUCGCUAUAAGGCACUACCAUUAGCCGAUGCAUUGGAAACUCUCUUUAAUGGUACUACUGCUACAGGGGAGACUCAACCUGCUCUGGAACACAGGAAAAGCGAUGACAGCGUCAAUACUUUGCCUUCACACCCAAAAGAACCAGAUGUAACCAGCUUAGAUGAGAAGACUGCAUCUCUUGGUGAUGCUGUCGCAUCAAGAAAUGGCGUGACUAUUCAAAAGAAUGCCUUCCCAAUUUCGUGUGCUGAAGGCAAACGUAGUUAUAGCAUUGGUGAAUGCAUUGAAUGCCUUGAUGGAAUGGAAGACGUAGAGCAAGGAAGUGACCUCUAUUUGUUUGCUUUAGAUGUGUUCCUUAGGCAGGAACAUAGGGAAAUUUUUCUCCAGUUGAAAAAGCCUAAUCUGAGGAUCUCAUGGUUGCAGCGGCUUCAGUCUGUUGGUCAAGCUUAAGUCUAGCCUUUUGUCAUACAUUCAUCGCCAUCACAGUCACCAUCACCAUCACCAUCACCAUCACCACCACCACCACCAUCACCAUCACCACCACCACUACCACCAUCAUGUUGUUUUUAUUUAAUAAUUAUACUUUCUAGUUCUGCAUAUAUUAAGUGAUUAGUUAUUGGUCUGUUCCUUGCAUUAAGUGUUCAGUUAUUGGUCUGUUCCUUGCAUGAUGAUGAUAUUGUGGUAAGCUAACUUGGAAGCUUAGAAAUGUGUAUUGUGGAUUUUCUCUUCCCUUCCCUGGUUUUGCAAACCUCUGUAAUCUUGUACUGUUUAAUGUUAUUUUGUUGCGACUGCUUUAUAAUGUAUGAGGUUUUUACUCUGUCA